Drosophila serrata is the source of this 933-nucleotide messenger RNA. It is a transcript of the gene Jhbp5, whose product is annotated as Juvenile hormone binding protein 5. Lineage: Eukaryota; Metazoa; Arthropoda; Insecta; Diptera; Drosophilidae. Gene Ontology annotation, biological process: multicellular organismal reproductive process. The record is from RefSeq and is a predicted model, not a curated record.
AGCCAACAGACUUUGCUUGAUAUCGCCCGCAACCAGAACACCAGGAGGAUCGCAAACAAAAAAGCGGAAUGGAUCGAAACUGCAUAAUAAGACUGAUUGUCCUCAUAGGAGUUGCUCUACAGGGGGAGGCGGCGAAACUACCAUCCUUCCUGAAGGUGUGCUAUCGCGACUCCCCCAGUUUGAACACUUGCGCCCGGCAAUCCUUUGAAGCGUUGCGACCGAGACUGAUGGAGGGCAUUCCCGAGCUGUUCAUACCGUCCAUGGAGCCGCUGGUGGUGCCCCAGGUGAAAAUGGACCAGGACUCUGGUGCCAUCUACUUGCAUUCCGUGUAUCGUAACGUCAAGGUGACGGGCAUCUCGAAGCAUUCGGUGAAUGAGCUGCGCUUGGAGCCGUCAAAGCUGAAAUUCAUAGUGUCUCUGACCUUCCCCAAACUGCAUAUGGAGUCAGCGUAUAGCAUUAAGGGUAAAAUCAUGAUGAUGCCGCUGCUGGGCGAUGGCCACUGCCAGGUGGAUCUGAUAAACAUCACAAUGCGCACGGAGCUGAUAGGAAAGGAGUAUCAGAAGAAUGGUGUCAACUAUUUGAAUAUCAGCGAUGUGAAUGUCAAGUACGAGUUGUCCAAUGUGAAAAUCCAUCUGGACAACCUGUUCAACGGCGACAAGGCUCUGGGUGAUCGAAUGAACGAGUUCCUCAACGAAAACUGGAAGGCUCUUGCCGAGGAAGUACGUCCGCUGAUGACCAAGGCCCUCGUGGACAUCCUGAGAGCCUCCGUGGAUAAGCUUUUCUCUUCCUUCAGUUACGACGAUCUCCUGCCCAAGGGUAAGGGUAAAUAAUCGGAGAGCAUCACCCAUUCCAACUUAAUUAUUUAAUCGUAGUUCAAACAUUAGCCUAGACAUAAGCACACAAUUAAAGGCGAAAUAAAUUAUGAAUAUAAUA